Molecule: messenger RNA, 2346 nt
Organism: Oncorhynchus masou masou (cherry salmon)
Lineage: Eukaryota; Metazoa; Chordata; Actinopteri; Salmoniformes; Salmonidae
Product: nuclear factor erythroid 2-related factor 2-like
Exons: 5
Coding region: 173-2002 (609 amino acids)
Biological process (GO): regulation of transcription by RNA polymerase II; cellular response to oxidative stress
Cellular component (GO): nucleus
Molecular function (GO): DNA-binding transcription factor activity, RNA polymerase II-specific; RNA polymerase II cis-regulatory region sequence-specific DNA binding
Source: RefSeq, a predicted model, not a curated record
AACUUUCACAAGAUUAGAAGCACUAUUUCCUUCAUAGUCAAAACAUUGCUGGGCCGGACUCCUCGCCUUCGGAUAGCCCACCAUUUUAUAUUUCUGUGAAGGAUUACAAAUAUAUAUUUUUAUAUAGGCCUAUUGGGUUUUUCUUUACGAAGGGACAAGCCAACUAUCCACUAUGAUGGAAACUGAGAUGCAUAAAAUGAAUCCUAGUCAACAGGACGUGGACCUAAUCGACAUCCUGUGGAGGCAGGACAUUGACCUGGGCGCAGGGCGAGAGGUGUUUGACUACUGCCACCGUCAGAAGGAGCAUGAGUUGCAGCGGCAGCGGGUGCAGGAGGAGGAGAAGAGGCAGCAGCUGCUGAGAGAACAGGAGAAGGCCUUGCUGGCUCAGCUACAGCUGGAUGAGGAGACAGGGGAGUUCGUGCCCCGCAUUGCACCCAGCAGCCAGUCACCGCAGUCUGCCACCACCGCCGCAUCCCGUCAAGUCACACAGAAUGUCAGCUUCACAGAAGACGGAGAUGCCAUGUCAUUUGAUGAAUGUAUGCAGCUGCUGGCAGAGACCUUCCCACUGGUAGAGGCUACGGCAACCGCUUCCGUCUGUCUGGACGUCACCGUAGCGCCAGCCCCAAACAUGGCAUGUGAGCUACCAGCUUUGACCCAGCCACCCCUCCUCCCAGCCUCCCAGCCCCCUCAGAGGACCUCCCCAGAUUUGGAGCAGGCCUGGAUGGAGCUUUUGUCCCUUCCUGAGCUGCAGCAAUGCCUGAAUAUGCAAAUGAAGGACACACUGGAUCAGACAGGAGGAUAUCUGCCCACUAACACCACCCCUGAGGUGCAGGAUCCAAACUACAGCUUCUACCCAUUGCCCAACCUGGCAGAGGUGGCGUCAAAUGCAGCAGAGGUCUGCCCACCUGAAUUCAUCAACGCCUUUGAGGAGAGCUUUCCCAACAUGGCUCCUCUUGACCACCUCAAUCAGAUGACCCUAAAGGCUCCAGACCUAAAUACUAACUUCAGUGCAGCAACUUUCUGUGAUGUAUUUUAUCAAGACAUUGUCAACACAAAAGUGACCAGUGUCACCCUGCCUUGUGGCCAAGGACAUGGAGGUAACUCCUUGGCAGAGAUAUCACACAAGCCUACUUUUACACCAAUGGAAUUACAUGACCUUUCUCCUAGAGAAGCAUUUGACAGAGGAAACAAAACUGAGAUAAUGCCAGAAUUUCCAGAUUCGGACUCAGGUGUGUCUGUGGAGGCAAGUCCACAUGCUAGCUCCCCUGAGAAAUCGAUGUAUGGGGACGGAUCCUUUGGUGGCUACAGCGAUUCAGACAUGGAGGAGAUGGACAGUAACCCUGAGAGUGCAGAGUCUGACUACUCCGAGAUGUUCUCACUGUCUUUCCAACCGGAUGGUUUCCAGACUUCUCCCUCUGUGUCAGCUCAGCAGCAGGACAAAAAGCCCAAACAUGGCAAGACAGAGCCAGAUGAGGAGACUGGCCACAACGAUCCCCCCUUCACCAAAGACAAGAAGAGGAGACGCUCCGAGAAGCGUCUCUCCAGAGACGAGCAGCGUGCCAAGGCCCUCCAGAUCCCCUUCACUGUGGACAUGAUCAUCAACCUGCCUGUGGACGACUUCAACGAGAUGAUGUCCAAGCACCAGCUCAACGAGGCCCAGCUGGCCCUGGUCAGAGACAUCCGCCGGCGGGGAAAGAAUAAGGUGGCUGCCCAGAACUGCCGCAAACGCAAGAUGGAGAACAUCGUGGAGUUGGAGUAUGACCUGGACUCACUGAAGGAGGAAAAGGAGCGACUGCAGAGAGAGAAGACCAAGAAUUACAGCAGCUUGCGGCAGAUGAAGCAGGAGCUUAACACCCUGUACCUGGAGGUGUUCAGUCUAGUGAGGGAUGAGGAAGGGAAGCCCUACUCCCCGUCCGAGUACUCCCUCCAGCAGACCACCGAUGGCACAGUCUUCCUCGUCCCCCGCAUUAAAAAAAUGCUUUUCAAGAAAAAUGACAACUAGCACUUCUCUGCUUUACUACUUGGUACUGCAUUAGUAAUAAUACUAUGCAAAGAAUAACGUUGUAGAUGCUUGGCUUUAAGCGUUAGUAAAAUAGCAGAACUAUUAUAUAGUCCUUGCCUACUCUCCUUGAAUGCCUUUAUAAUAUUUUGGACAUUUUAGUUUUUUUGUACUGGUCUCCACUUUCAUCUAAGGUUGUUUUACUGAUAUUGCUUGUAAAUACAUUUAUACAUUAUUUGCUAUUGAGAUAUGAAAAUGUGAAUUGUAUAUAUCAUGUUUUAGUAUGCAAAUUAUAUUGUUGCAAUCACUGUUACUUAAAAGUCUGUUUUAUAAACUUUACUCUUUGA